This is a messenger RNA of Musca vetustissima, 1550 nucleotides long. Its product is annotated as E3 ubiquitin-protein ligase Siah2-like. Gene Ontology annotation, biological process: proteasome-mediated ubiquitin-dependent protein catabolic process; multicellular organism development. Gene Ontology annotation, cellular component: cytoplasm. Bases 42 to 1550 code for a protein of 502 amino acids. The record is from RefSeq and is a predicted model, not a curated record. Gene Ontology annotation, molecular function: ubiquitin conjugating enzyme binding; ubiquitin protein ligase activity; zinc ion binding. Lineage: Eukaryota; Metazoa; Arthropoda; Insecta; Diptera; Muscidae. The transcript is spliced from 3 exons.
CAACCAGCCCAACCUAUUCCAUUACCACCACGCAACAGCGCAUGCAACCGACCGAAAGUCAAAUUGUAACCGCCACCACAAUUGCCGAACCCCUAAAGGUAACCUGCAUACAAUUGGAUCCCGAGGAAAAUGCCACUGUCGUCUUGCGUUCCAAUGCCACUGUGGAUGUCAACAAUGGCAUUGCAGCCGGUUUUGCCCAAGAGGCCUCCACCAAAGAUAUUCCAGCAAAACAUUAUGAACGGCUAAUAGAAGAAUUGAAAUGUCCCGGCUGUGCCUUGCCCAUGAAAUCGCCCAUCUACUUGUGUAAAACCGGCCACAGUAUUUGUGAACAGUGUACAAGGAUUUUACUAAUGUGCCCACUGUGCAAGGAAGGCUACACCAACAUACGUUCGCUGACCGUUGAAGCUCUCUGCUCGAAGGCCCAUUUCAAGUGUUCAAAUGCCUCUGGCGGAUGUACGGUCCGUUUGCAACAUGAUCUGCUGUCGUGGCAUGAGAAACAAUGCAUUUACAAACCGAUGAAAUGUUUUAUGGGUCGUGUCUGGGGCAAUUGCCAGUGGAAUGGACGUGAGGCCUUUUGGAAAGAACAUCUGGAGGCUGAACAUGCAGAGAAGAUUUUCACCAAAGACUCCGUUGAUCUUACCUGGAAUAUGGGUGUAAAACAGAAACCCCUUACCGGUUAUUAUGUCUUCGAAGUUUUCAAUGAAAUGUUUAAUUUCUAUGAAAUUUACGAUAAGGACCGUAUUCUAUUUACCAUGACCUGUACCUCAACGCAAAAGGAAAAGAAAUUACAAUUUGCAUAUGAGGUUACGUUAUUCAAUGAAGAUUUUGAGGCAUUGGCGGUGACACAGAAAUUCCCCGUACACAGUGAAUAUGAUGCGGAUAUUUUGGCCGAGGGCACCUGUGUUAGUUUUCCCAUCAGUGAUUUAACGAAGUUUUUGGAUGAGGAGAAGCUCUUACACUACCGUGUCCGCGUUCUGGAGGUCAAAACACCGCGUAAAUCCCGCACCUGGCGCAGUGUCAGCCCAAAUGGUAAAUUACCCAUUGAUUUCCAACAGACCAAUAUUCAAGGUGUCAACCUGAAAAAUGUACCCUCUGAUGUUAUAGUCACCCGCCGUUUGGAUGACAUACCCUAUGCCGACACUGAGUCGACCAUAAGCGAAUCUGUGGGUGGCGGCAUUUCAUCUGAAGAUGAACUGGAGAAAUCCAAACGUGAAUUCUAUGCAAAACUUGAGGCUAAGAAAAAACGAGACAGUGGCUCCGACACUGAUCCCGAAUUUGAAGCUUUCAUAGCCAAAAAGUGGGGCACUCCCCAAUUGCAUUUCAAUCGUAAAUAUCUUAAGGGAAAUGCCACAUCCAGCGAUGCUUCCUCCUCGGAUGAUUCCCCCAAAUCCCCCAAAAUGGCCAAUGACGAUAAGAUAUCGAUCACAAGUACCAGUUAUAAAAAACGUAUGUCCAAUACCCUGCGCAAAAGUUUCCGUUCGCUGAAAACCGAUUUGAUUGAAAUGAAACCGUUCGGUAAGAAAUCAUCGCCGGAAAAGAAGUUAAUGUAA